AUGGGUAUCUUAGAGAAAAUCGCUCAGAUUCAAGAAGAAUUAGCCCGAACUCAAAAGAAUAAAGCAACCGAAUAUCAUAUUGGGUUAUUAAAAGGUAAAUUAGCCAGAUAUCGUCGAGAAUUAUUAGAACCCCAAGCUGGAGGUUCAGGUGGUGGAGGACAAGGAUUUGAAGUUGCAAAAGCGGGAGAUGCAAGAGUAUCAUUAAUUGGGUUCCCAUCGGUUGGUAAAUCUUCAUUUUUAUCAAAAGUUACCAAUACGAAAUCUGAAGCUGCCAAUUAUGAAUUUACAACCUUGACAUCAGUGGGGGGGAUACUUGAAUAUAAUGGGGCAGAAGUACAAAUAGUGGAUUUACCAGGGAUUAUUAAAGCGGCAGCACAGGGGAAGGGGAGAGGUAGACAAGUUAUUGCUGUUUCUAGAACUUCGGAUUUGAUUUUGAUGGUUUUAGAUGCAACAAAGGGAGGAGAUCAACGUCAAAUUUUAGAAAAUGAAUUAGAAUCAAUGGGGAUUAGAUUGAAUAAAGAAAGACCUAAUUUAUCCAUUAGAAUCAAAAAGACUGGUGGUGUUAAAAUGAAUUCAAUUACUCCUCCUAAAUAUUUAACUGAAAAAAUGGUUGCGGCAUUACUUAAAGAUUAUAAGAUUCAUAAUGCUGAUGUUUUAAUUAGAGAUGAAAAUGUUACCGUUGAUGAUUUCAUUGAUGUUAUAAAUGAACAACAUAUCUCCUAUAUCAAAUGUUUAUAUGUUUAUAACAAAGUAGAUGCAGUAUCAUUAGAAGAAUGUGAUAGAUUAGCAAGAGAACCAAAUACUGUUGUUAUGUCAUGUGAAUUAGAUUUGGGUAUUGAAGAUCUUAAAGAAGAAAUAUGGAGGAAAUUGGAUUUAUUACGUUUAUAUACCAAGAGAAGAGGAAUACAACCAAACUUUGAUGACCCAAUGGUUGUUAGAAACAAUUCUACUAUUCUUGAAGUGUGUGAUUCUAUUCAUAGAGAGAUGAAGAAUCAAUUCAAGUAUGCAUUAGUCUGGGGUUCAAGUGCUAAACAUUCUCCUCAAAAAUGUGGUCUAAGUCAUCCUGUUCAUGAUGAAGAUGUGGUACAGAUUGUAACUAAGUAA
Molecule: messenger RNA, 1104 nt
Organism: Hemisphaericaspora subhashii
Lineage: Eukaryota; Fungi; Ascomycota; Pichiomycetes; Serinales; Debaryomycetaceae
Exons: 1
Coding region: 1-1104 (367 amino acids)
Biological process (GO): cytoplasmic translation
Cellular component (GO): cytoplasm
Molecular function (GO): GTP binding; GTPase activity
Source: RefSeq, a predicted model, not a curated record